AACCCUGCCGAGCCCUGCCGAGCCCAGCCGAGCCGCGGCGCCGCUGCGGGCUGAGGGGAGAAGAUGGCGGCGCCGGGCGAGUACUUCAGCGUGGGCAGCCAAGUGUCCUGCCGCACCUGCCAGGAGCAGCGCCUGCAGGGCGAGGUCGUCGCCUUCGACUACCCCAGCAAGAUGCUGGCGCUCAAGUGCCCCUCCUCCAGUGGCAAGCCCAACCACGCAGACAUCCUGCUGGUGAACCUACAGUACGUGUCCGAGGUGGAAAUCAUCAACGACCGCACGGAAACGCCUCCGCCCUUAGCCUCCCUCAACGUCAGCAAGCUUGCCAACAAAGCGCGGACGGAGAAGGAGGAGAAGCUGAGCCAGGCCUACGCCAUCAGCGCCGGCGUCUCCCUGGAGGGGCAGCAGCUCUUCCAGACCAUCCACAAGACCAUUAAAGACUGUAAAUGGCAGGAGAAGAACAUAGUUGUGAUGGAAGAAGUUGUCAUUGCCCCUCCCUACCAGGUGGAAAACUGUAAAGGCAAAGAGGGGAGCGCCCUGAGCCACGUACGCAAAAUAGUGGAGAAGCACUUUCGGGACGUGGAGAGCCAGAAGGUGCUGCAGCAGCGCUCACAAGCACAGCAGACACAGAAGGAGACCUCCUCCCUCUCGUCCUGAGGCCACCGCCCCGCGCCGCGGUCCCCACCGCCCCCCGCGGCCUCACCACCUCUCAACAGCUGCCCUGCGUGGGGGGGGGGAGCAAAAAGAGCGGCGGGGGCGGUAGGGGGGGGGAGGGGCCCUGCGUUCGUUUCCUUUUAUUUUUUUGUUUUUUUUUUCCUUUUUUUGGGUGGGGGGAGGGGGGAGGGGGAGGGGGAAGGAAGCUCUCGGCCGAUCCCAAACCUUUAGACUUCCAAGCCCAGCGGAGGAGAAAAGAGAACAAGGUAAAGCUCUCACA
Messenger RNA from Pogoniulus pusillus (Red-fronted tinkerbird), 931 nucleotides. RefSeq names its product LSM12 homolog (gene LSM12). The transcript is spliced from 5 exons. Bases 64 to 654 code for a protein of 196 amino acids. Lineage: Eukaryota; Metazoa; Chordata; Aves; Piciformes; Lybiidae. Gene Ontology annotation, molecular function: RNA binding. The record is from RefSeq and is a predicted model, not a curated record.